AUGGCGUCAACCGUUACCUUCAGCUCAGUUAGCGCCCAAGCUGGGCUGAUCCAAAAGCCAAGGAACCUUGGAGCCACAAGCUACGCUGGCUUAAAGGUGCCGAGCUUUGGCUCAGAGUCGUCAUUCCUGGGCAGGAAUGCGUCCCUUCGGGCAGCUGUUGCUCCAAGGAUUGUGCCCAAGGCAAAGUCUGGAUCUCAGAUAUCUCCACAGGCAUCUUACAAGGUGGCAGUGCUGGGUGCUGCCGGUGGCAUCGGUCAACCCUUGGGCCUGUUGAUUAAGAUGUCUCCUCUGGUGUCGGAGCUGCAUCUGUACGAUAUUGCUAAUGUCAAGGGAGUUGCUGCAGAUCUCAGCCACUGCAACACGCCUGCCCAGGUUCUUGACUUCACUGGUCCCUCAGAGUUAGCCAACUGCUUGAAAGGCGUGGAUGUUGUUGUUAUCCCUGCUGGGGUCCCAAGGAAACCUGGCAUGACUCGUGAUGACCUUUUUAACAUCAACGCGAGCAUCGUCAAGUCACUUGUUGAGGCUGUCGCGGACAAUUGCCCAGAGGCGUUCAUCCAUAUCAUCAGCAACCCGGUGAAUUCCACGGUGCCAAUUGCAGCUGAGGUUCUGAAGCAGAAGGGUGUCUACAACCCCAAGAAGCUUUUCGGGGUUACCACCCUGGAUGUCGUCAGGGCUAACACAUUUGUGGCGGAGAAGAAGAACCUUAAGCUCAUUGAUGUUGAUGUCCCAGUUGUUGGUGGGCAUGCUGGAAUCACAAUUCUGCCGCUGUUAUCGAAGACCAAGCCGUCUGUCACCUUCACAGAUGAGGAAACUGAGGAUCUGACAAAGAGAAUACAGAAUGCCGGGACAGAGGUGGUGGAGGCCAAGGCUGGCGCUGGGUCUGCUACCCUGUCCAUGGCCUAUGCUGCUGCCAGAUUUGUUGAGUCGUCUCUCCGCGCGCUGGCUGGCGAUCCAGAUGUUUAUGAGUGCACAUUUAUUCAGUCUGAGAUCACUGAUCUGCCGUUCUUCGCUUCAAGAGUCAAGCUCGGCAAGAACGGUGUUGAAUCCGUGGUCUCUGCCAACCUCGAGGGAGUGACUGAGUACGAGGCCAAGGCACUUGAGGCGCUGAAGGCUGAGUUGAAGGGAAGCAUUGAGAAGGGUAUCUCCUUCGCGAACAAACAGCAGGAAGCUGCUGCAUCCGUUUGA
Miscanthus lutarioriparius is the source of this 1185-nucleotide messenger RNA. The record is from the annotation of a GenBank genome assembly. NCBI's taxonomy places the organism in Eukaryota, Viridiplantae, Streptophyta, Magnoliopsida, Poales, Poaceae.